This is a messenger RNA of Fusarium falciforme, 1317 nucleotides long. RefSeq lists its product as hypothetical. Lineage: Eukaryota; Fungi; Ascomycota; Sordariomycetes; Hypocreales; Nectriaceae. The transcript has a single exon. Gene Ontology annotation, cellular component: cytoplasm; mitochondrion. Gene Ontology annotation, molecular function: NADP binding; 2-dehydropantoate 2-reductase activity. The coding region runs from base 1 to 1317 and encodes 438 amino acids. The record is from RefSeq and is a predicted model, not a curated record.
AUGCGACACUUUGCUUCCGCCACGACUCCGACCACACAUCACAAAAAGCCCGAGGCUAUUCCUCCAGAGCUAGCAAGCCCGCCUUCAUUACGGCCAUGGCAGGGCUCAGAGAUCAAGGCCGGAUCAGUUACACCGACAUCGACAGCCCCUUCAUCACGAUUCUACGUCCCUUCGGUUGUGCUGCCGGCCGAAAAAGCCAAAGCUGGGCCGGUCCAUAAGAUCCAUAUUUUGGGCGAUGAUGAGCGGUCAAGAUUCAUCGCCCAUGCUCUCUGCAGUGUCUACGAUUCCGUCGAAAUGCUGUCCUUCCGAGACAUGCCCAAAUCACGAUACCGAAAUGUCGAAAAGGUCCAACCGGACAGGACGAGAAGCAGCGCAUACGCCGAAAAGAAUACGGCUUUGGCUGAGGAGCCAGACACACCCAGCACCUCGCAUAUUGAUCAGUUACUGGUGACAGGUCGAGGAUUUGAGGCUGUGAAAGCAAUUGCCUCCGUCAAGGACCGAGUGGACGAGAACACAACCAUCUGCCUCAUGAACGACGGCAUGGGCGUGCUCGAGGAGGUCCGUGAAAAGAUAUUCAACGGAACAUACUCCGGGCCCACCUUCAUGCUGGGCCACAUGAGCCAUGCCCUGGUCUUCAACCGGAACCGUGGCUCUGUCAAGGAGCUCAAGGCUGGACGAACAGUCCUCACAAUGGCCGACACAGCUUUGCGGUCUCUCAAGGGCCUGCGCGCGUCACCCGAUCGAACCCUCUUGCGGUCAUUACAGCUAGCUCCUACACUUAAGGCAUCCACAAGUCCCUACGACCGAUGGCUAAAGUUCAAGCUCCCGUCGAUGAUGUUUACGGCUGCCGUUGAGCCGGUAUGCGUGCUCCUGGAUUUACCGUACAAUGGCUUGUUGCACAACCGGUCAGCACAGAGCAUGAUGAACAAGCUUUUGGAUGAGAUGGCCACGGUAGUGGAAAACCUUCCUGAGGUUCAAGGCUCCACUGAACUGCUCAACUUUCUCCAAGGAGAAGGUCUCAAGAGGUUUUGCUAUCGCAGAAUCACAGGAAAGGCCAUGGCCCCCAGCGAGCUCGUAAAGCGGAUCGAGAAGGGCUUGCAGACAGACAUGAACUACCAGAACGGCUACUUUUUGAAGCGGGCAAAGACAUUGGGCCUUGAGAUGCCAACCAAUAGGCUGAUGGUGCAGAUGGUCAAGGCCAGGCGGGCAGAGGCGAUGGAGAAGAGGAAUGCGUAUAUCCCGGUGCAGGAGGCAUCGAUAGACAGCAUCAGACAGAGGGCGCGAUCUCUACCAGGGGGUGGGAGUCUUUGGGAGUAA